Messenger RNA from Hyposmocoma kahamanoa, 1506 nucleotides. RefSeq lists its product as uncharacterized. The record is from RefSeq and is a predicted model, not a curated record. The coding region runs from base 261 to 1394 and encodes 377 amino acids. The transcript is spliced from 11 exons. NCBI's taxonomy places the organism in Eukaryota, Metazoa, Arthropoda, Insecta, Lepidoptera, Cosmopterigidae.
GCCAUCACCGGGUCGACACUACCGCUCUAAAAAUAUUUCAAAAUAUUUUUUGGCUCCAGUAGUUAGGAAUUCUAGCCACGCGCCUGCGCCCUAGGCCGGCCGCCGCGACACGCCACUGACACAAUUCUGCUGUUAUGCGCGCUGUUUGAAUUUAGAACAGAGUUUUUUUUUUGUUUUUUUUUGUGUCUUUCGUGCGAGCAAGGAUCAAUUGUGAAGGGAUUAUUUUCCGGUUUCCUGGACAUUUUGGAGAUUUCGUAAAGAUGGCAACAAGGACACACAAAUCUGGAAGAACAUCGUUCGUGACGUUUUGGAUAUUUUUACUACAGAUGUUAGGCAGCGCGCGGCGUGGUGCGGAAGGUCACGGCAGGCUGAUGGACCCCCCGGCAAGGAACUCCAUGUGGCGCUUCGGAUUUCCCAACCCCGUCAAUUACAACGACAAUGAACUCUUCUGUGGCGGCUACGCCGUUCAGUGGGAGCAGAACGAAGGCAGAUGCGGUGUCUGCGGCGACGCGUACCACCUCAAGGAGCCACGACCUCAUGAAGCCCGGGGCAUGUACGGCAAAGGAAUUCUCACAAAACACUAUAGUGUUGGACAGGAAAUAGAGGUCGAAGUGGAAUUAACCGCCAAUCAUCUUGGGACUUUCGUCAUAAAGCUCUGCCCAAACAAUAACCCUAAUCAGGAGGCAACGCAAGAGUGCUUUGACAGGUAUCCUCUGUACAUAUCAGGAACGAGAGAAGACAGAUUCCUAAUUCCUUUAGACACGGCGAAGAAAGAUAUCUUCCGCUACAGGGUACGGUUGCCCCCGUAUGUGACUUGUACUCAAUGUGUGUUACAAUGGACUUAUUAUACUGGUAACAUGUGGGGUAUUUGCGCCAACGGCACGGAAGCAGUAGGCUGUGGUAGGUCGGAAACAUUUAGGAAUUGUGCUGAUGUUAGCGUGGUUACUAGCACAGGUGGUAUUCCACCAGCGUUUGCCGGUGAUCUACGAGGAGACAACCCCUUCUUGCUCUACUACAGGGAUUUCAAUCUGCCUCACCAGGUGUAUCCCUUAGUUGUUAGAAAUGAACACCAGGAUCUGCAGAAAAAAUCAUUACGUAAUAUUAUUAGCAAUGAUAUUGAAUUUGAGUCUGAGGAGGAAUUAGUUCCACCGACUAUUAGAGAUCAGGUGUGCGUACCGUCGGAUGGAUUCCGCAUGAUCCCUGGUAUGCUGAACUGGUGUCAAACAAACUGCUUACGAUACCCUCCUAACUGUCCAGAAGCUCUGUGCCAUUGCCCACAAAUAUGUGAAGCUACAGGUGAAAUUGAAGGCCGCGAUGGAGCUGACGUAUACUGUAUGGAUCAAUGCAUCGUCUACCCUCCACGCUGCCCCAAGAACAGAUGUCGCUGUUACUAAAAUAAAAACGAAGAAAAUUUUACAUUAAAUAAAAUAUACUUAUUUAAAGAUUUGGACGUGGUAGACUCAAUUUAUAUUUUCUCUUUAACUUACAAAACCUACCAAUCAGUUU